Messenger RNA from Xiphophorus hellerii (green swordtail), 6126 nucleotides. RefSeq names its product un-named sa1614. Gene Ontology annotation, cellular component: cytoplasm. Lineage: Eukaryota; Metazoa; Chordata; Actinopteri; Cyprinodontiformes; Poeciliidae. Gene Ontology annotation, biological process: positive regulation of GTPase activity. Gene Ontology annotation, molecular function: protein binding; GTPase activator activity. The record is from RefSeq and is a predicted model, not a curated record.
GGUGGAAUAUUAAACGACUAAACAUGCGUAUCAAGUGUUUUUAAUGGAAACGCUAAUGUAGUCGCGACAUAUUGAACACAAUAGUUCCUCAAAUUGUGAAUUAAAAAUAUAUUUGAACAGAAGCUGUUUUGGUUAGAAUCCAGCUUUUGGAAAGGUUUUGACUCAUUUUCAAGUGGCACAUUUCAGAGUUCUCUUUGAAAAUUAGGGAGCUCUGUAAUAACAUGAAGCUGCUGUAACUAGGAGGGGGCCUGAAAUUCCCAGUUCUCCCAGUGCACCCAGUGUAAGGCUCGGUCAGCAGUGCGCGCCACCGCGACAGAGGGCUCCACCGCUGUUCACCGUGAACGCGCCUCUCCAUGCGGGUUCAAUAAAGGGAGCAAAAGCGGUGAAAAGAAAAUGAGAUGCUGCUGAAGAGAAAUGACGGCGGGGCUGGACGGGAAAGCUGAGACUGGUUUGAUUCCCCUAUCCGAACCCAAUCUCUGGGUCCACUUGGUCCGGUUCUCCGCACAUCGCCUCCAGGUCUUUGUCAGCCGGUUCGCACACGGACAGCAGAGUGCUUUUGUGAUUUUUCCUUUUUCUAAAUGAAGACGCUCAUCAGAUGAAGGUUGUUUUAGCUUUAACCCAGCAGAGAAGCGGCAGUAUUAACAUUUGAGGGAUCUUGUGAAGUUUGUGGUGCUGGGAUUUAUGCUUUGCAUGGACUGAGCCACCUUUUGUUCGGAGAAAAGAGGCGUUUGAUGCAGCGGUUCGGUCACACUGAGGCAGUAUAACUGAGCAGGUCCUUGAUUACAGCACAUCUCCCAUUAAUUAUCAUUUUGCUUUACAUAGCCGAGUGAAAAGGGGCGUGUGAACAUUCCCCCAGCCUAGAUAUUUAAAUUAUUACAUAUUAUUUAUUUAUUUAUUUAUUUAUCUGUUCAUUGACUCUGCGCCCUGCGCCUGGUGUCCACCUUCUUCUGUCAGUCCCGGACUGCGCUCGACUGUCCCGGUUCUGCCCUUUGUGUUCCGGGGUUGACAGGAUCACCAUGCCGGAGUGCGUGUCGGUGUCGGAGUUCGUGCAUGAGGUUCAGGAGGACUGGAGCUCUCCCACCACCUCCUCCUUCACCUCCAAGAUGAUCAACUGCAGGAACACCAUCUACCUGCUGGAGGAGGCUCUGGACAGCGACCGGUUGGUGUUGCAGAAGAUGAAGAAAGCUGCAAAGGCCAAGUAUGCUUCAGGGCAAGAUCAUGUAUCUCACCUGGAGCAGUACAUCAACUCGAUGGAGAAGCUCGCAGUAAACUGCCACUCAAAUGGAGAGACAGAGGUUGGCUCGGCCUUCUGCCGCCUGGCGGACUUUUCCAAAGAACUUCUGUCUCCAAUGAAAAAUCUGCUGAAGAGCAUGCUCCACAACAUCAACUUCUUCCUGGACUCAUUGGUUAAAGGAGACCUGCGGGAGGUGAAGGGGGAUCUGAAGAAACCAUUUGAGAGAGCAUGGCGGGAUUAUGAAAGCAGAUUCAAGCAGGUGGAGAAGGAGAAAAGGGAGUUAGCGCGACAGUACGGGAUGGUUCGGAGCGAGGUGAGCGGAGGAGAAAUCGCUGAGGAGCUUGAGAAGGAGAGGCGCUCCUUCCAGCUGAGCAUGUGUGAGUAUCUCAUUAAGGUGAACGAGAUAAAAACAAAGAGAGGAGUCGACCUGCUGCAGAACCUCAUUAAGCACUACCACAGUCAAAACAAUUUCUUGCAGGAGUGUGUAUCCACCACUCAGAGGCUGAAGCAGUACAUCGAGGAGCUGAACAUUGUGCUGAACAUGGUGAAGCAGCGUCAGGAGGAGGAGAAGAAGCAGCUGUGCAACAUCAGGGAUCAGCUGAGGCCAGUCGUCCACACAGAGCAGGACUCUUUACCUAAGCAGGUGUACAGCAUGCAUCAACUUCUGGGAGAUAAACAAUACGGAACAGAGAGAACAGGAUUCCUCUACAAGAAGAGCGACGGGUUGAGAAAAAUGUGGCAGAAGAGGAAAUGUUCAGUUCACAACUGUUACCUGACUAUUGCACAUGCUACACCAAAUAAACCUCCGACCCGACUAAACCUGCUUACCUGUCAGGUGAAACCCAGCGUGGAGGACAAGAAAUGCUUCGACCUUAUCUCCCAUAAUCGGACCUAUCAUUUCCUGGCUGAGGAUGAAGCUGAGUGUGUUGCAUGGAUCUCGGUACUCAGUAACAGUAAGCAGGAGGCUCUCAGCAUGGCCCUGGACGGGGGCAGGCAGGGGGGCGGAGGGGGUGAAAACAGUGUGGAGGAUCUGACCCGGGCCAUCACUGAUGACAUCCGCAGAAUGCCGGGAAACAACUACUGCUGUGACUGUGGCGCUCCGGAACCUGGAUGGGUCUCAACAAAUCUAGGCAUCCUGACCUGUAUCGAAUGUUCAGGGAUCCACAGGGAGAUGGGCGUCCAUGUGUCCAGGAUCAAGUCUCUGAGCUUGGACAGCCUGGGAACCUCAGACCUACUACUGGCCCGAAAUGUUGGAAACUCUGGCUUUAAUGACAUAUUGGAGGCAAAUCUGAUUAGUCCGUCACAGAAGCCCUCCCAGCACAGCCAUAUGGGGGAGCGCAAGGAUUUCAUAUUGUCAAAGUAUCAGGACGUUCAUUUUGUGAGGAGGUUCGGCAGUUCUUCUGCAGCGCUGCGACUGGGCCUGCAGGAGGCAACCAAGAGCUGUGACAUCUACAGCCUGAUCCAGCUGUAUGCUCAGAGGGCGGAGCUAAGCCAGCCAUUGCACACCCACAUACAGGAGAAAGGGGAGACGGCUCUGCAUUUAGCCGUUCUGUUUGCUGACAGGACAUCGCUGCACAUCCUGGACUUUCUGGCCCAGAACUGUUCCAAUGUGGAUGUACAAACAUCAGCAGGAAACACUGCGCUGCACUACAGCUGCCUGCAUAACAAGAGUGACUGUGUGAAGCUGCUGCUGAGAGCCCGAGCAAACAUACACAUCAAGAAUGAGUUGGGAGAAACUGCUCUGGAUGUGAGCCGCCGACUGAAGCACAGUGAAUGUGAGGCGCUGCUGCAGCAGGCCCAGUCCAACCAGUUUAACCAUCACGUCCAUGUGGAGUAUGAGUGGAGGCUUCGUCAUGAUGAUCUGUACGACAGUGAUGACGACUUUGAUGACAGGAAUGGUCCAGUAAAGAAGGAGCGCUCCUCAUCUUCAUCAUCCUCAGUCUUCACCCCGUCGUUCUCCUUCUCCUCCCGUCCUUUCAGCUUCAGUCAGUCCUCCACCUCCACCACCUCCUCCUGCUCCGUUGCCGCCCCGUCCUCCGGAGGACCAGGAGCCGGCCUCCUCAGCGUGGGGAGGAGGCUGGCCAUGGCCAUGGAUCUGCACAGCCGACCAACCGGCUCGGCCCCCAGCCCUCCACCUCCGCCUCCGUCCUCCCCCGCUCCUCCACUGCCGCCCCGGGUCAAAGCCCCUUGUGUUCCCCCUCCUCCGCCUCCAGGCGGGGGUGAUGGAGUGAGGGAUGAAGAGGAGGAAGAGGCGGAGGUUUUCUUCCCCACGUCAGGAAACAGAAAGACAACACCUCCCCCUCCCAUCGCUGCCCGGCACAAGAGGACCUGCUCUGAGUCUAAUAAGCAGGAUCAUGGGUUGCCAUCCAGUCCCAGGAUUUACAGUGGUCCAGACUCCUCCUUCAAGAAGUGUGUUCCAUCUUCUCCUCUCAGCUCGCUGACGGAACGACCAGACAGAGGUUUUCGACGGACAGAAAGUGAAGGUAGCGCCUCGCAUUUCCUGUACCCGGCCAGUAAAGCGCCUCCGAAUGGAUCUCCAAUCAGCCAGCGCUCUCAGAGCUUUGAGAGCGACGGCAGAGGCCCCACCCCUCUGCCGCUUCCUCGCAGAUCACUGCCUCGUGGAUCAGCCAGUCGGCGGGCUCAGGCUCUGUAUGACUGCCAAGCAGACCACCAUGAUGAACUGAGUUUCUCCGAGGGUCAGGUGUUGGUGGUUCUUGGGCAGGAGGACAGCGAAUGGUGGCAUGGCUAUAUAGAAGAUGAACCAGACCAAAGAGGUUUGUUUCCAGCCUCUUUCGUCCAGCUGCUCUCCGAUUGAUGUAAACCCGAUCCAGAUCCUCAGGCCAGCACAGAUCCGGAUCACAUCACUACUUAUGGAAACUGAACUGGGCUCUCAUAGGAAGCAGGCCAGAUGGUAAAACCUAACAUUUACUGGAUCAGGUCAGACUUUUGGAUCUGAUGUCUGGCAUCCUGCAAGUUCUUGAGAUCUUGGUCCAGCUAACCAUAACAACCUCAGGUCUGGAUUUACUAUGAGCACAUAAUGGACGGCUCUGGACAGAAAACUUUAUUUAUGUGACUGAAGUCAGGGAGUGUUGCCAAGCUGAGCAAUCAGCUAUGACUCAUGACUUAUAGGACAUUUAUUUAUUAUUCUAACAAGCACACAUUUGGCAGAAAGUUAGACCAAGUGACAGCCACCCAGCAGGAUUUUGUUCUGAGACUUGGAUGAACUGCUUUCUUCAUUUUUAAGAGACAUUUAAAUUAAUUACUUUUGUUGGAUUUUUGUUGCCUGUAGGACACCAGCAAAAGCUGCCACAAUUUAAACUCCUCUUCCCAAGGACUCCUGGAUACUGAAGACCAAAGUUCUAAAUUCAGUUGAAACCAGUCAUCAACACAGAAAUAGAAACUCAGCUUCCUUUAUUUACAGGUUUGGUAAAAGACUCAAGAGAAGAAGAAGGUUGAAUGAGAAGCACUCUAUGCUGCCACUUAACUCAGUGUUUAGUUGAAACAAAAAUGUUAUUAUUUUUCCUUAAAGAACAAGUAAACUAUUUUUCUCCAUAGACACGUGAUGAGUUGCGGAACUAAGAUGUUGAAAGAAGCACCACUGGAUGAUGAGAGGAUUGAUUUUUCAAUUAAAGUUAUUUUUAAUAAAAAAAUAGCUUACAAAGACCAAGCAAUGGUUAAAAUGUACUGUAAAGGUUACUGUGUUUUUAUUUGAUAUAUAUAUAAAAAAAGAAAAAUUGUUGGUGUUUAACAGCACACACAAGUGAAUGUGUCAAUGUUUUAUUUAUUUUUAAUGACUCUUCCUGUAGCUUGUUUAGACAUGUUUAUAAUAUAAAAAAAAUUGACAUCUUUUCUCCAUUCUCUUAGAAAUAUUUACUUUAAGCAAAAAUUACCUAUAAGAAGCUAUUGCGAGUUCAGUGUCAAGUAAAAAUUCAACCAUAGAAUGACUCAAGUGUAAAAAAGAACUGCUUACCCAAAUACAUUUUCUGUGUAGUUUGGGCUGCAUAGAUUAAUUCCAGAACAUGCUUAUCAACAUGGUCUGCUCAUACAAAAUUUAACAUCUAAAACAUUUAAAUAUGCUUUAAAAAAAGGGAGCUUUACAGUGUAACAUUCAAACUAAUUUCACAAGGAUCCUUGUCAAGAUGUUAAUGAACUAUUUAUUCAUCGCCCUCCAUACUCACAGGCGCUCCUGCUGUUAAAAUUUUGUACAACCCCUUGUACAAAUAGGACAGCACCAACUCUCCUGUAACAGUUACAAUGUUGGACCAUACAGGCAGAAGGACCUUUGACCCUUUUCAGUUGGAUUUAAUAUCCUGUUCCAGUCUUCUGGCAGUCCUCAUUUUUGUUUAUCAUGUUAAAGUUUAAGAGUUAAUGAUCCCGUAUACUAUAACUGUAGCAUCCUGUUUCUUGUCAGCUCACAGAACCACAGCUGCUCCUCCAAUUUGCUCAUUUUAUUCUUUUAUUGGGCCAAUCAUCCUAGAGGUCCCAUUGACAUUCAACUCAUAGCAUUUACUUUUCCCCAUAAAAGUGCGUGUUGUUGUGCAAGGGCUUAAUACCUGGAUUUACCCAAUCCAUCUAUGAGGUGCUUUUCCACAUAUUAUCUGCCCUAACAGAUAAAUCUUAGUCCAGCUGAAGUACAUGAUUUCAGUAAAAACGUAACAUUUAGAGUAGAUGUUUGCAUGUGUUAUGGUCAGACAGAAAAGCCUCUUUUCCUGCUAUGCUUCCAAAACAACCAGUCGGCAUACAGAUAGCAUCUAAUGCCAGGAUGAUACAAUUUAUUCCUGCUUUCCAACAGUAAACACUGGAAAUUGUUUUAUCUUCCUUUCUCAACUGAUGAUUUUGUAAAGACUGAUAUAUGGUAUUUUGCCCACUUAAUAAAUGUACACAAAAUGCUU